This is a messenger RNA of Pelodiscus sinensis (Chinese soft-shelled turtle), 2212 nucleotides long. NCBI's taxonomy places the organism in Eukaryota, Metazoa, Chordata, Testudines, Trionychidae. The record is from RefSeq and is a predicted model, not a curated record.
GAAAUAAGUGAGCUGAAACUUGGGGGUACGCGAGACUAAUCAGAUUCCUGAAAGGGAUAUAGUAGUCUGGAAAGGUUGAGAGCCACUGCUCUAAGGUCCUGAGGUUGUGAUUGCCAUGCUCAGGUAUUGAUGCUCAUGUGCACAGCUGUUUAAAAUGGCAGAAGGAGGUGGCAACGAAGAGGUAAUUCACUUGAACAGUUUCCGAAGCCACGGUGGAAAAGGCUGGAUAGACAGGAGAGAUGAAGGACUUAUCACCAUAUCGGACUCCUCAGAUGAAGAAUUGCCUUUGUUGCUAGACACACCAGUUCAGCAGCGGCAGGAGGAAGAUGACGACGAUGUAGUCAUCCUCGUGGAGGCCUCAAAACAGCAGAUUCUGCGUCCCAAUGUCAUCAGAUCCGCUGCUCAGUGGCCAGGAAUGAACCAGCUGGGAGAAGUAUCUAAAGAUGACGUUGUGGCACUGAAGAGCUUACAUCGGAAGGAGGAUGUUUGGCCUUGUGUGGUGUGCCAGAGACCCCAUUGUAACCGCAGAGGGGAGAGCAAUGCAGGGGCAGGCAGAGACAAGAAUGGAAACCAUGCCUCUCCACUGCCUGGACCCUCUGAACACUGUAGGCAUAGAGGUGAAAGAGGGGGUGAUUCAGAGCCUGGACCAAGUGUGGUUCAAGCAAUAAAGAGAAACCCAAGACCCACAGGUGAAAGGGAAAUAAUCAACCUGGAGGAACCUGGCUUCCUACCUAAAUGGGAGGAAAAGCUGGAAGUACAGAACCAGGAGGCUGAAGACUUGGAACAAGAGCUCAUACAAAACCUCAGAGGAGCAGCUGCUGCAGCAACAGCAGCAAGUGGACAGGCCACCAGAGACAACAGUCGUUUGGAUCAUCCUUAUUUCCAGCCUGUAGACAAUGAGCCACAUAUUGUAGCAAACUGCUGUGCUCCACAGCAAGGGCAGCCUGAAGCAGAGCUGGGCUCUUUGCUAAGGGCAUACCGGGAGGAGAACCCUGGGCCAGCCUUUCCCAGACCGGAGCCACAACAGGAUGGGAUUCCCGGCCCUGCUUCUCCUCAACCAGCUCAUCCACCUGAGGAAAUAAGAAGCCAGUGGGCAGCAAUAGACAAUGAACAGCCAGGCCCAGCUUUCCCUGCACAGGGAUCACAUGAGCCUGGCUCUGGUAACAUUCCAGAGCAAGGAGCUGCUGGACAGGAUAAAGACCUCACAGCACUACUCAUCAAAGAAACGGAAGCGAGAUUCCCAGAUGUGAAGAGAGAGUAUGUUGAGGAAUUAAUUCGCAUCAAGAACUGCUAUGACCUAAAUGUACUUUGUAAUUUUCUUCUGGAAAAUCCAGAUUAUCCAAAGAAGGAAGGCAGAGUGGUUUUAAAUCCCAAUAGCAGCCUGCUCGCCAGCCAAGAUGAGACAAAGGUGCCUAAAGUGGACUACUUUGACUUUUCCAAACUUGCCCCCCUUGAUCAACGGUGCUUCAUCCAAGCAGCUGACCUCCUUAUGGCUGACUUCAAAAUGCUGAGCAGUCAGGACAUCAAGUGGGCACUACAUGAACUCAAGGGACACUAUGCAAUCACACGAAAGGCCUUUUCUGAUGCCAUCAAAAAAUGGCAGGAGCUGUCUCCUGAAAACAGUGGAAAACGAAAACGAAGGAAAGAAAUGAACCAGUUUUCCUACAUUGAUUUCAAAUUUGAGCAAGGUGAUGUGAAAAUUGAGAAGCGGAUGUUCUUCUUGGAGAACAAGAGACGGCACUUCAGGUCUUAUGACAGACACUCGCUUCUCCCACCUGUGCAACUGGAGCAGGAGUUCUAUGAACAGAAAAUUAAAGAGAUGGCAGAGCAUGCAGACUUCCUUCUUGCCCUGCAGAUGAAUGAGGAGCAGUAUCAGAAGGAUGGUCAGAUGAUCGAGUGCCGUUGUUGCUAUGGGGAAUUUGCAUUUGAGGAACUGACGCAGUGUGCAGAUGGUCAUUUGUUCUGCAAGGAGUGCCUAAUCAAAUAUGCUCAGGAGGCAGUCUUUGGCUCUGGGAAGUCAGAGCUCAGCUGCAUGGAAGGGAGCUGCACAUGUUCGUUCCCGACCAGUGAGCUGGAGAAGGUACUCCCAGAGACCAUCCUGUGUAAAUACUAUGAGCGGAAAGCUGAGGAAGAAGUGGCUGCUGCCUGUGCAGAUGAGCUAGUCAGGUGUCCUUUCUGUAACUUCCCAGCACUCCUGGUAGCUGUUUCUUAG